Messenger RNA from Periconia digitata, 2466 nucleotides. NCBI's taxonomy places the organism in Eukaryota, Fungi, Ascomycota, Dothideomycetes, Pleosporales, Periconiaceae. The record is from the annotation of a GenBank genome assembly.
UCUUCAUCAGUCUUUCACACGCGUGUUUUUUUGAAGAUUUCAACCUACUCUGACUCACAACAUCUACUUGUUGCUCGAUACGCAAUGGACCCAUUAUUGAACAACAAGGCUGAUGUUAUCAAAUACAUGAAUAGGAAUAUGGUACGGAACAAGUUCGAGGGACACCUGCAAAGGUUCUUACCUGCCAGCAAAUUGGAAGUGGUUACCAGCCUCGAAGUCAUCAGGAAUCUCGUAGUGGAAGAUCAAGAAUUGAUCCUAAACAACCAGGAAAAAGCCAAUCUCCCCGACCGCAUUAGCCAUUUCGGACGCAAAUUGUUUGCUAUAUGCGUGUUCCAAGAGAUUCCCUUGCUGUUUCUGAAGGCUAUGCUUGACAACGGUCUUACUGACAGAAGUCUGCCCCUCAGUGAAGAGCAAUUCGACAGCCUCAUCUCAAACCGCAAAAUGGUCAAAGAUUUCACCGAUGACCAGAAGCAUUUCAAUACAAUGUUUUUCAAAGAAAACUGCAACGAAUCAAUGGACGAAGAGACCUCGGACCAGCUUUCCAUGCCCAUCGACUACAACGGAUCAAAAAACUUGAUAGGGAGGGGUGCGUUCGGCGCAGUGUACGAUGUUCGCAUACAUCCCGAUCAUCACAACUUCACUUCUAACGGGCGGGACAAUCGAUUUGCCAUGAAAAUCAUGGAGAAGACUAUGGAUGAGCGCGAGAAGAACUACCAUGCUGCUAUGAUUGGAAUCAGUCACAGCCAUCUCGCCAAAUGUCUCUCAAGUUUCACACUGGGCGAGAAUUAUUACAUGUUUUAUGAGCUUGCUAGCGGAGACCUCGAGAAAUUCAUCUGUACACACCCCGUUGCUUCCUCGGAACCUGGUUUAACACCCUCGUGGCUUGCACAACAGCUUGCAGGCCUUGCAGCAGCACUUCGAGUAGUACAUAACCCUAGGGAUACCACGUCACGUACUAGCAACACUCUUGGCGUCCCGCAAUCCGGGAAGGACAAGACUGGAUACAUACAUGACAUCAAACCCGACAAUAUCUUGGUCUUUCAAUAUCCAGGAAAUCUGAAUUGGUUACGACUUUCAGAUUUCUCUUGUGCUAAAGUCAAUGAAUUGAAUGAGACAGUCAGUGGAAAUCGGAGAAGUCACAAAACGGAUAACAGGGCGGGAACUCCCAGCUAUCGGGCCCCGGAACAAAGGAAAGGGUCCACAUCUCGUCCUUACGAUCUCUGGUCAAUUGGCUGCGUGUAUCUUGAGAUACUUGUCUGGUUCACCGAACACUACGAAGGUCUUGAGAGGUUUCGCGACGAACGAACGGGCAAAAUUCAUCCUCAGGCAAUCACCGAUGAUGGUUUCUUCUAUGAUACACCAUCGGGUGAUUGUUUGCGGCCAGCUGUCACCAGCAAGAUAUCUGAACUCUCUCGAAAAUGCACCAACGAACUAAAGGCCAUUGCCGACGCCAUCCCCCUACUGCUCAAAAUCAAACCCGAAGAGCGCCUCAAUGCUUCGCAAUUAGCCCAACGAUUCAAGCAUCUCGAUACUGGGUCCUCAUCGUCAACCCAAGUCCCGUUCAUCGCCGAAAGUCUUCCCGUCCAUAGCCGCCCAUCGCCAAAGCUACCCGUUUACGAUGGUGAAUCAGACGACUAUGUCAAAAUUACGAAACCAAGCAAGUAACGCAUCAAGGGGAUAGAUAUAUCGAGAGCAAUAAUUCUACCUCGGAAUUCCCGUCUCUCGUUUCCAGUCCGAUGGUUAUUGGACAACCCUGGCACGGCCUAUAUAUCGGGAUGCAAUCAUGAGCGGCUCCGGCAGCCUGCUCAACAUUCCGACGCCACUAGUCCCGACCUCAGCUGGAGUUCAUUUUCUGUUCACUCUAUACUUCUUGUGAUCUUCUUUUUCUUCGCCUACGUUCGUCCUCAAUAUUUCAUUUCGUUCGAGUGUGUAUUAUUUCCAACUCAAUUUAAUUUCUAUUUCUUUCGGUAACUGUUUACUCGGCUCCAUCUAUCCUAUCUAUCCACUGGCGAUCUGUUCUACUCCUCACCUAUUACUUUCAGUUAUGUUUUUUUUUUAAUUCAAAACGGGCAUAGGAUUUGGCUAUGACUCAAUCGGGGCGUUGGAAAUCACCGCUGUAGGAUAUGUACGCUACAGUGAAGGUUGAAUAGUUUCAAAAUUUUCCUAUCGUUUUCAGCUGCACCUCCAAAAAUGAAAUAAGGAUAAAAAAAAAAGCACGCAAAAGGGCUUCUUAGUGACGCAGAGCGUGGUUUCUCCAGAUUGACAACCUUGCUGGGCCUGGGCUUGGCUAUCUUGGCGUUGUUUCGUAGCUUAUACAUAGUAUGUUCAGGCUCCCAAUCCAGUACCCACUCAUCCCCACAAACCUCUGUUUUCCACGCAGUGCAUUUGGAUCUUCUACGUUCCACGAGCGAUCUCUCUGCGAAUCCAACUUUCCUCGUUCAAACGACAAACGCUCGCUGCACACAA